Molecule: messenger RNA, 2044 nt
Organism: Drosophila mojavensis
Lineage: Eukaryota; Metazoa; Arthropoda; Insecta; Diptera; Drosophilidae
Product: transmembrane protein 185B
Exons: 4
Coding region: 301-1380 (359 amino acids)
Source: RefSeq, a predicted model, not a curated record
UCUUUCUGAUAGGCAGAUAAAAACAACAAAAUUACUUAGUAUGCCUUUUUCUAACUGUGUCGAACAGUGUGUAAAUAAAGUAUCAAAAUACGUUUAAGCAUAUUCAAAAAGUAGGUCAUUUUACCCUCCACUUUAAGCGCCUUUAAGAUAGCAAACGGCAGACAUCUGCGCCUCACAACGACAGCAAUAAUGAGCAACUAGUGGCUAAGCUCUUCAUCAGGAUCUGGAUUUCAGAAUAAUAACGCAAGCAUAGCACACAUAGGAGAGCAGUUGCAAGCGUGUUAUACUGUCUGAGAGAACAUGAAUCUGGAAUCAUUAUUUCGUGACUUCAACCCAUGUAAAUUUAUAGUGCACUGCAGCCUAUUUUCGUUUGUAGCGCUUUUCGCGCUGCGCCUCGAUGGAUACAUAGAUUGGCCCUAUUGGGCUAUUUUUACCCCGCUGUGGAUUUGGAAAUGCACUGCCAUACUGGGCGCUAUAGUGGGUGCCAUUGUCUGGUGUCGCUAUCCGCACUAUCGCCUUGAGGGCGACUCCUACACACAGUUUAAGGCGAUGCUUAUAUCUCUAUCUUUGCACCUCAUAUUGCUUAUGUUCGAGCUGCUGGCAUGCGACAAGCUCACAUCGGAGCGUCAUUUAUGGGUGCUUGUCUUUAUACCGCUUAUAUUUGGCUCUGUGGUCAGCGUUGGAGCCUGUGUCUGGGCGGUUAAGCAUGAUCGCUCCUUUGAACUAGAGCUUUUUUUGGCUGUCAAUGCAUUACAGUUUGUGUCGCUGCCACUUAAGCUGGACAAAUUUGUAUAUUGGAACUGGGAUGUGGUGUUUGUGCCCAUGUGGAUUGUCAUUUGCCUUAGCUUGGUCAGCGUACUAUACAACAUCAUAUUUUGUGGCAUUAUGAUGCGUACACCCGAAGUAUCGUUGCAACAGAAGAAGGCGGCUCUAAAUGCAGCUGUUGGCAACAUUUGUACUGUGCUGCCAUUGCUCUGCUUUCAGGUGGUUAUUUGCGACAAGCUGGAUGGAGAAAUCAUGUUUCCGUAUAUUGUGGUAUUCUCCCCACUGCUGGUCUCUAUACUGGCACUAAUUAUACUGAGCUUUACCGCCAAAGGCGGUAACAUGUGGUGGUUUGGCAUUCGUAAAUCGUUUAGCCAGUUUCUGCUUUCGGCCAUGCCAUUUCUACAGGAAUACGGAAACAUCAGUUAUCAUGCAGAAACACAAAGCAAUGCGGGUCAAUCUGUGCCGCUGGAUGCGUCGUCGUCAUCAACCAGCAAUAUCGCUGCCACUGAUCCUCUCCAUGAGUUUAGCAAGCACGAAAAGAAAAGCAAGAAGGCUGCCAAAAAUGAUAUAAUGAAGCCGGUGGUGCCAUUCAUCAGCAUUGAUUUGCCUGACUAGAUACAAACAUAUAUUAUAAUAACAUAUAACAAUGAUAAGCAUUGCCUGCAAUGCUAUAACAAAAACAUAUAUCUAAACAUGAAUGUAUAUAUAUAUAUACAUAUAGGACCACCUAUUAUUAGGGGUCUAGCUUUAGGCAUUCACACAUGCAUAUGUGUACACUUGCAUAUGCAAACCUUGGCCGUAGCUAAUUUGUACUGAAUUUAAUUUGUAAACUUUCCCGCUCACAGCAACUAAAUAUAAUCAUACACAGACACACACAUAUACACCUGCGCAAACUGAAGCCCAGAUAGUGCUCUUCAAUAUACACGCAUGCAUAUAAUAUCUGUACAUAUAGUUGGUGUUUAUUAUUUAAGCAGGUUUAAUUUAGCCAGGUUUAAUUUUGCAACAAAAAAUACAAAAAAAAAAUUGUGCAUAUUUAUAUACAUAUAUAAAUAUUUAUAUAUUUUUUGUAGCUUUUCGAUCAAAUUUAAACUCAAGUCGAGUGAAUUGUAAAUUACUUUAUUAACAUUUUGAAGAACACAUCAUUUUAUUGGUAUUAUAAUUAUUUUUACCUUGUAUGUGUACAUAUUUGUUAUGUUUAUAAGGGGUUUUAAUAUGUUAAAAAGAACUUGUAAAUAAGUAAAACAAAAUUAAAAAUCUCUUAAGUGCUUCCAAUUAAAAA